GUGAUCGUUUAGAUGCAGAGGGUGUGAAGACUCUAAUCAUGAAAUUCAGAAAAAUAAUCCUCCUGUCUUUGGAAUGCCUUAUCUCUGCCUGCGUGGUAAGAUGUUCUGAGGUGAAGCUAAUGAACAAUGGUUAUGAUAAUGUUGUCAUAGCUAUUAACCCUGAGAUUCCAGAAGAUCCAAAGCUCAUUACAAAAAUUCAGGAGAUGAUAACUUCAGCCUCAUCUUUCCUGUAUGCUGCCACUAAACAGCGAGCUUAUUUUCGAGAUGUGAAAAUUUUAUUGCCCAUCACUUGGAUAUCAGAACCACAUUAUCAAAGACCAACUACACAAUCCUAUGAGAAGGCUGAUGUGAUCAUUGCUGAUUCAAACGUUAAAUUUGGUGAUGAUCCGUACACCCUCCAGUAUGGCAGAUGUGGUGAACGGGGCCGAUAUAUUCACCUGACCCCCAGCUUCAUGCUGAAUGAUAGUGUCAUCCCUAUUUAUGGUCCACGAGGUAAAGUGUUUGUACAUGAGUGGGCCCAUCUUCAGUGGGGUGUUUUUGAUGAAUAUAAUGAUUUGGAGCCCUUUUAUUUUUCUGGCAACAGAAUGCGCCCAACUGGGUGUACUAAAGAGAUAACAGGAAAGAUUCUCUCAUGCAGAGGAACUUCCUGUUUUCCCUGUGGUAUCAUCGGUCCCCCAAUUGGUGAUUGUAAGUUUUUCCCAGAUAAAAGUCAGACAACAACAGCUUCGAUAAUGUAUCUCCAAGGAUUAAAAGAUGUGGUUGAAUUCUGUGACAAUGGCAGCCACAAUCCUGAAGCACCAACUAUGCAGAACAAAAUGUGCAAUUACAGGAGCACUUGGGACGUGAUCAGUCAAUCAGAGGACUUCAAGAAUAACCCUCCAGCUCAUAACACUCCAUCCCUUGUGCCGACAUUUACUCUACUGCAUGCUAAGGAUCGAGUGCUAUGCUUAGUUCUUGAUGACUCUGGAAGCAUGGGUGCGUCAAACCGAAUUCCCAGGCUCAGACAGGCAGCUUCGAUAUUCCUGAUGCAGAUCAUUGAACCUGGAUCCCAGGUUGGCAUCGUUACUUUUGACCACACUGCAAUUAUUAAAAAGCAUCUGACGCCAAUUGACAAUGACGAUGUGAGAAAGGAGCUUAUAAACUUUCUGCCUACAUCAGCAGGUGGUGGAACAGAUAUCUGUAAUGGGAUUCGGUAUGGUUUUCAGGUACUUCGUAGAGACGAUGGUGCCACAAAUGGUGAUGAACUGGUUGUGCUGACUGAUGGGGAGGACUCUACUAUAAGCAGUUGCUUUGGAGAUGUGGAACAAAGUGGAGCUAUUAUCCACACCAUUGCAUUAGGUCCAAGUGCGGCUGUGGAACUGGAGCAACUAUCCAUUAUGACAGGUGGUUUGAGCUUUUCGGUCACAGAUAAUGUAGAUGAAAAUGGUUUAAUUGAUGCUUUCACUGGAUUAGUAUCCGGAAAUGGCAACAUUAGCCAACAGUCAAUCCAGGUUGAAAGUUCUGCAAAGAGAAUUAACAGGAAUAGUUGGUUCAAUGGCACGGUUUACAUUGAUAAAACCAUUGGGAAUGAUACUUCCUUUGUAAUCACAUGGCAGAAUACUGCACCAUCUGUCUUUGUACAAGACCCUCUUGGAAACAUUUACAAAGAUGUAAACUUCGAGAUGGACUCUUCUUUACAUACAGGCAGGCUUGCCAUUCCUGGCACAGCAGAGAUUGGAGAAUGGACAUAUGCGAUGCAGAAUAAGGCUUCCAGAGAUGAGGAUGUAACCAUCACAGUGACAUCCCGUGCAGCAGAUGAGAAAGUUCCCCCUGUCACUGUCAACGGACACAUCAAUCAAGAUAUAUCAACAUGGCCACAACCUCUGGUCAUUUUUGCAGAAGUCAGUCAUGGUUUCUUACCCGUCCUUCACGCAAAUGUGAUAGCCACGGUGGAACGGGCAGACAGCAGUCCUGUCAGCAUCGAUCUUCUGGAUGAUGGCGCAGACCCUGACGCGGUUAGAAAUGAUGGUGUUUAUUCUCGAUACUUUACUGAUUAUGGUGGAAAUGGACGAUACGGCCUUAAAUUGUCUGUUCAAGGAAAAGAUGGGAUCACAAGAUUUGCAGCCAGGCGGCAAGGACAUGCUAUGUACAUCCCAGGAUACGUGCAAAAUGGCAUCAUUCAACAAAAUCCACCCAGGCCACCGCCCAUUGAUGACAAUCCUCAGACAAACUUUGGAAGUUUCAAGAGAGUCAAGUCAGGUGGCACAUUUACUGUAAAUCGGAUUCCUUCAGGAACUCCCCCUGACAAGUUUCCUCCUAAUAAAAUCAUGGAUCUUAAAGCAACAAUAGUUGAAGAUAAAAUACAACUGAACUGGACAGCACCAGGCGAUGAUUUUGAUCAAGGAAAUGCUUCCUACUAUGAAAUACGGAUGAGUAAAAACUUUACACAGCUGAGAAAUGAUUUUCAAUCUGCUCAUAAGGUCAAUACCAACGGGUUGAAGCCAAAGACUGCAAAAUCAGAGGAAUCGUUUAUGAUCUCUGAGAAUAUUGAACUGAAAAAUGGGACAGUACUCUACUUUGGAAUCAAAGCACACGAUAAAGUAAACCUUACUUCGGAGUUGUCAAAUAUAGCACAGGCUGCCUUGGUUUUGCCUUCACCUACACCAAUUCCAUCUACUCCACCUACACCAUCAAAUCAGACACCGUCACUAACAGCAACCACGUCGCGCUCACCUAGCCAAACUGAUGAAUCUCUGGUGAUUAAUAUUUCAGAAAUUCUUGUAAUAGCUGGUUGUAUUCUAAUUAUAAUGACUGUGAUCAUUGCCAUCACUGUUUGUAUUGUGGCUACCAGACGCCGUCGGAAAGUGUCACCCAGAUAGAAAACUUAUCAGCUUCAGCAUAUUAGAAUUGAUCAUCCUUAAUUUUACUCUAAUUAUUCUCAGAGAGCAACCAAACUCAUUUAGUCUUUUUAUUACUUUACAACAUAGAAGUAGACAGUUUCCCAAUGAACCUCCAUUAUUAGUCUGCAGAGCCUGCCAUACUUGAAAGUAAAAGCCUUAAAGCCAAUAUGUAUUAAAUAAGUAUCUUAAAAGUCUGGUCAAAUCCCAUUGAAUGAUUGUUUAUGUAAGUACAACAUAUUUGGUUGUCUGCAUUUCACUCCAAGUCUCUACUGUGUUAGGCAUCAAUUGGAGAAAGAAAUUUUACAGCUAAUGUAAAUAUGGCAAUAUUUAAAUUGGGUAGAAGCUGUUUAUCUUCUAGUUCCCCUUGGAAAAGUUAUAUUUAGACUGCUACCUCCAGAUUUUGGGCCAGGAUCUAAUUCCCGAUCUUCAGAAAACACAAAUGGAAAAGGUGGAAACACAAAAAUCUGCAGAUACUACAACCUGAGGCCAAACUCAACAGCUGGAUAAACUCAGUGGGCCAGGCACCAUCUGUGGUGAGAGAGGGAUGGUUGACAUUUUGUAUAAAGACCCUGAGAGUGUAGUGGGGAAGAAGGGAGCCAAUCUAGAGAGAUUAGUGGGAGUAGGGGCUGUGAAAGAUAAAUCAAACCAAGUGAGGAAGGAGAUGAUUGACAGAUGGGAGGGAGAGGACCAUUGCUUCCUAACACCGAUCCUUGUAGCACAUUACUAGUUGUUGGCCUCUAGUCAGAGAGGCAACCUUUUAAUACCUCUUUCUGGUUUUUCCUACAAAGCAAAUGUUGAAUUCAUUUUACUAACUUAUUCUGAAUGUUGAGCAACUGAACUAACCUCCCAUGCAGGACUUUGACAAAGCACUGGCUAAAAUCCAUGUGGACAACAUCCACUGUCUUUCCUUCAUAAACUUUCCUAGUAACUGCUUGAAAAUCUCUGUAAGAUUGGUUAGAUACAGCCUACCACACACAAAGCUAUGUUGAUUAUCCCUAAUCAGGCCUUGUCUACACAAAUACUAUAUAUCUGGUCUGUUAGAAUACCUUCCAAUAAUUUACUUAAUACUGAUGGCAGGGUUACAGGCCUAUAAUUUCCCAGUGUAUUCUUAAAGCCUUUCUUGAACAACAGAGAAAGAUUAGCUAUAUUGCGGUGUCCAGCACCUCACCCAUGGGUAAGGAUGUUUUAACUACCUCUGCCAGGGCUCCUGAAAUUUUUGCACCAGCCUCCCACACAGUCAAAGGGGAGUGUUGUGUGUGCUGCACUGAAAUUUUAAUAUUCUCCAUAUUUCCUGUCAUUUCACAUCUUCACAACAAUUGCUGUAUCACAGAUGCCCAUUGCAUUGUUCUCUGUGAGAAUUAUAUCUGAUGCUAAUGUGUAAUGUGUAGAAUUUCAACAGGCAAUUGUUGCUAAGUUUGUUAACGCAUGGUUAAAAUGUGUAUUGCAUAAACAAGGGUAAUUGGAUCCAGCCUGUAGGAUUUGUAUCAACAUACUUUGUGAUCUCUGGAUGUUCUGGAGAAGUUUGACAACAAAGAACUGCUUUCAAACUGUAACAACUAUCGUAAAGUGUGGGUAAAUAGCAACCAAUAUUCCCACCAUAGAACUCUCACCAACAGCCCUGUAGUAAAUGACCUAAUACUCCUUUAAAGCAUGUUGAGAACACAUCA
Molecule: messenger RNA, 4546 nt
Organism: Mobula hypostoma (lesser devil ray)
Lineage: Eukaryota; Metazoa; Chordata; Chondrichthyes; Myliobatiformes; Myliobatidae
Product: calcium-activated chloride channel regulator 1-like
Exons: 14
Coding region: 39-2858 (939 amino acids)
Biological process (GO): chloride transport
Cellular component (GO): plasma membrane
Molecular function (GO): intracellularly calcium-gated chloride channel activity
Source: RefSeq, a predicted model, not a curated record